Messenger RNA from Erythranthe guttata (spotted monkey flower), 753 nucleotides. Its product is annotated as cytochrome b-c1 complex subunit 7. Gene Ontology annotation, biological process: mitochondrial electron transport, ubiquinol to cytochrome c. Gene Ontology annotation, cellular component: respiratory chain complex III. NCBI's taxonomy places the organism in Eukaryota, Viridiplantae, Streptophyta, Magnoliopsida, Lamiales, Phrymaceae. The record is from RefSeq and is a predicted model, not a curated record.
AACUGCAGAAAUAUUCACUGGCAAGAGGAGAAAAGUUCUAGGGUGAGAAAGCUCCAGAGUUUUUAGAGAGAGAAACAAAGAGCCGAUGGCGUCUGCUAUUAGCAAAUGGCUGGUCGACCCAACUCGCAACCCCCUCGCCCGCCUCCACAUGAAAACUAUAGGCAAUCGCCUCAAAAAAUACGGUCUUCGGCACGACGAUUUAUACGAUCCGAUGUACGAAUUGGAUGUGAAGGAGGCUCUGAAUCGGUUGCCCAGAGAAAUCGUGGAUGCGCGUAAUCAGCGCCUCAAGCGCGCCAUGGACCUCUCCAUGAAGCACGAUUACCUUCCGGCAGAUCUUCAGGCUAUGCAGACUCCAUUUAGGACCUAUCUUCAGGAGAUGCUAGCUCUUGUUAAAAGGGAGAAUGCAGAACGAGAAGCACUCGGCGCUUUGCCCCUUUAUCAACGCACCCUUCCCUAAGUGAAUUCUAUCUUCGUUAAUUGAAUUAUAUCUUCGUUAAGUGAAUUCUAUCUCUUGACUGAAUAAGGGCCUUCCUGUGAAUGGACUACAAUGUGAUGUUUGAAUUUUGUACUCUGUCGACAUCUGAUGAUUAAUGGAUUCUCAUCGGUGUGUUAUUAGUUUCACUUUAUCAAUAUGGUUUUUAGCAGAUAUUAUUGCUUUUUUAAAUAAUUGGUUGCAACUUCAUAAUACGUUACGACAAUUGGUUGUAUUUCUGAGGAGUUUAUCUAUGAUUUAAAUUGGUGUUUCUGGUUGAA